Insectozyma verbasci is the source of this 543-nucleotide messenger RNA. The record is from the annotation of a GenBank genome assembly. Lineage: Eukaryota; Fungi; Ascomycota; Pichiomycetes; Serinales; Debaryomycetaceae.
AUGUCAUUAUUUAAAGAUUCACAACAUCAACAACAACAACAACAACAUACAAGGUUACCUGAUCUGAUUAAAAUAGAUGAUAUUACAUCGGGUAAAAUAGAUCCUAACUUAAUAUAUGAUGAAAUCGAAAGAUUAAAAGUAGAAAUUAAUAUUUUAAGAAAUGAUAUGGCAAUGUUUUUAAAAGCUUUAGUUUCAAUUAAAUCAAAUCAAUCACAGCAAGAUUAUUAUCUUAUAAUAGUUUCAAGAUUAAAUAUUAUACAAACAAGUAUUAAAGACUAUUGUGAAAAAUAUAAUAAAUUAUUACCAAUUAUAAAUUUAGCUCAAAUUAAAUUAGGUCAUGAAGUUGAAGCACCACCACCAACAAAAUCAAAAUCAGCAACAUCAACUUUAAAUAAUACACCUAUAUCAAUAAAUAAAUCAACUCCAUCAAUGAAUACUACUAGUAAUAUUAAAAUAGAUGAUAAAAAUAAGAAAACAACUAAAAAGAAUUCAAUAAGUAAUAAAAAUAUAGGUUCAACUUCUAAUCAACCUAUAAUACUUUGA